CCCAAACCUAAUACGGUGUCCAACUAUCACUCACCUGCGGCCUAGUGAAGUCUUUAUGCGAAGAUCGAAGAACGAAGGUCGACGAGGAGCCUGGCAGCUUGCAUCGAGCCGAGGAAGACGCUGUGAACUGCGAACACCAGCUGACCUGCGGCCACCAGCCGCGCCGCCGACGCCGUCGAAAACUCAGCCGUGUUUUCUCUCCGGCUCUCCGCUCUGCCUGUAGCUCCUGGGCUCCAGCCUCUAGGUGACCAGCCCACCCCAUUGUGGACUUCUGAUUCUGCCCCUCCCGUCAGCCGCUUCAUGGGUAAUCUGAUCAACCGACCACAUCUACAACAGAAUCAUGUCAUCAAUCUACAUCGGCACCAACUUCUUGGGUAGCUAAUCUGCUGAGAAAAUCGUACCAAGACACCUCCCCACCCAUCAAAUUGAGCUUCAAGGAUCAAGAUCGACACUUCUAUAUUGAUUCCAGAACAAAUUCAGAAAUCUUUUUCAGAAAGGAAUGAUUGACAUGAAGUGAUUUCCUCCACUCGGGUUUGAUCCCCUCAACAAGAGCCUUCCAGCCGGGUCGUCUACAAUUCCGGAAGGUCAUCUUUUCACUUCGGAACAAGUGGUAAGGUUUAUCUAUCAUUUGAUAUCGCUAAAUCACCAUCACCGAAACAAAGACAAUUUGGUCACCGACGUUGAAUUGGCAGAGGGGAUAUAUCACCACCAUAAGCUUGUUUCGAGACAUAUGCAAAGCCAACAUCUUAUUUCUCGUGCUGGUUUGGGGGCACUGAUGGCCUAGAUGACCCAGCCCAGAUGGUCCAGAUUGCCCAGGUGAGGUGCAGGCUGGAAUGUAGGUACGAAUGGUCCAAAUGCAAGUUCAGAUGACCCUGACGUAUGUCCAGGUGCAGACAGAAAUGCAGGCCCAGUUUGCCCAGAUGCAGAAUCAGAUCGCCCAUUUUUAGGCACAAACUUUUGACCGAUUUGCUUGGUUUGGUGCUAAAACUCAGGUUCCACGUGCCUGGCCGUACAAUUCCAUGCGGAGCAAUACCGAUAACAUCUGCGUCGUAUUAAAAUUUUUGCACAACCAUCCUGCCCAAAACUCUCUAUACUUUGAUUUUGAUGAACCUUAAUGUGCCGUAGGGGCAAAUCCCUUGUUGGCCUUAUUCCUGACAACUUUUUAGACAUUAAUCAUCUUGGGCAUGAUCAUUUGGACUCUAUCCAUUGGUUCUAUAAUGAACCAUUAUUGGUUAUAGAUGGAUUCACUUUGCAUCAUCAUCAUGUCCAACUUGUUGAUUUUUUGAGGGUUUAGAUGCUUGGGUAAGUUCAAUCAUAUGUAAAGAAUUUUUUCGAUUUAUUUUUUCCUUUCAAAUUAAAUCAUAUUUUUUAAGAUUAAUUACUUAGUUAAACUAUAUAAAAUUUAGUUAAGUAAUUAAUUUUAAAAUAUAUGAUUUAAUUCGAAAAGAAAAAAUUAAUCACAGAAUAUCUUUAAGUAGGACUUAAUUUACCCAAACAUGUAAGCUCUCAAAAAAUGAGCAAGUUUGUGGUGACAAUGAUGCAAAGUGAAACCAUCUCUAAUAAGUAAUGGUUCAUUAUGGAACCAAUGUAUGGAGUUCGCAUGAUCAUGCUCAAGAUGAUUAAUGUAUCAGAAGUUGUCAGGAAUAAGGCCAACGGGGGAUUUUCCCUUACGACAUAUCGAGCUUAAUCAAAAUCAAAGUGCAAAAUUUUUACUACAACGCGGAUGUUGUCGGUAUUACUACGAGUGCAAUUGUAUCCCCGGGCACGUGUAACCUGAGUUGUAGCACUAAGCCCCGCAAUUCGAUCAAGAGUUUGUGCCUGAAAAUGGGCGAUCUGGUUUUGCAUCAGGGCAAUCCGGACCUGCGUCUGGGCCAUCAGGGUUUGCAUCUGGACCAUUUGGACUUGCAUUCCUGUCUCCACUCUGGCAAUCUGGGCAUGCAUAUGUACCAUUUGGGCAGAUGCAAUCUGGGCCAUCCGUGCCGAAGCCAGCUUGAACUAAUUAUUGGACAUGCAAUUUGCCUAUUUAUAACUCUUAUUGUUAGUGAAUGUUGUGCUUGAGUUUUUCAUCUACCCUUAUAAGUUAAGUAAGAUGAAAGAGGUGACUUUCCUUGUACAGGUCAUCUUGCAGGCUCGUGGUUUUAUUCCGUGUCUUUUGAAGAGUAGUUUUGAGUACAAGAACAUUUUUAAACUUUUAUGGUGUGUUUUUUUAAUCUCUUUUUUACCAUUAGUUCAUAAAUGCUUCAGUUUCAAGAGCAUGUUCUCUUUUUUUGUUUCUGAAUAUUUGAAAAACAUUGUACCGGAGAGAAUUCUGCCAGUUCAACGUCGGUGACCAAAUUAUCUUUGUUUCGGUGAUGGUGAUUUAGCUAUCUUAAAUUAUAGAUAAACCUUACCACAUGUUUCGGAGUGGGAAGAUGACCUUCCGGAUUGUAGGCGACCCGGCUGCAAAAUAAAUUUGUAAUUUGAAAGGAAAAAAUAAAUCAAAGAAGUUUUUUAAAUAAGACUGAACUUACCCAAACAUCUAAUCCCUAAAAAAAUCAGCAAAUUGGCGAUGAUUAUGAUGCAAAGUGAAUCCAUCUCUAACCUGUAAUUGUUCAUUAUAGAUUUAUUAUUUUUAUUGGGUAGAAUUUAAGGUGAAGUUUGUUGUCUUAAAUAUUUAACCGGUGGUGUUUGUGUGGGUUUGUGGCGUUAUGAUCAGGGGUCUCUUGCUUUUGGUUAUAGUUUUCCUAUAUUGAAUUAGAUGAGUUUUUGAGUUCAAUUAGGCGUUUCACAUUUUUAAGGGUUUUUUAUUUUUGAUUACGAGUAUUAAAUAUUAAAUAUGAUUUCCCUCCUUUGUAAGAAUCUUUUUCAGAGGCGAAUGAUUGACAUAAAGCAACUUAUUCCACUUGGGUUUGAUCCCCUCAACAAGAGUCUUCUAGCCGAUUCGCCUACAAUUCCGGAAGGUCAUCUUCCCACUUCAGAACAAGUGGUAAGGUUUAUCUAUCAUUUGAGAUUGCUAAAUCACCAUCACCGAAAAAAAGACAACUUGAUCACCGACGUUGAACUGGUAGAGGGGAUAUAUCACCACCAUAAGCUUGUUUCGAAACAUAUGCAAAACCAGCAUCCGUUUUCUCAUGUUGGUUUGGGGGCACUGAUGGCCCAGAUGACCUAGAUGCAGGCCCAUAUGGUUCAUAUGCAUGCGCAGAUUGCCUAGGUGCAGGCUUGAAUGCAGGCCCAUAUGGUCCAAUGUGGGCCAUCAUCUGGGUCAUGUGGCUAUUAGUGCCUCCAAGCCAGCAUGAGAAAAUGGAUGCUGGCUUUGCAUAUGCCUCGAAACAAGCUUAUGGUGGUGAUAUAUCCCCUCUGUCCGUUCAACGUCGGUGACCAAAUUGUCUAAUGGUGAUUUAGCGAUCUUAAAUGAUAGAUAAACCUUGCCACUUGUUCCGGAGCGGGAAGAUGACCUUCUGGAAUUGUAGGCGACUCGGCUGGAAGGCUUUUGUUGAGGGAAUCAAACCCAAGUGGAGGAAGUUGCUUUGUGUCAAUCAUUCCUCUCUGAAAAAGAUUCCUGCAAAGGGGGGAAUCAUAUUUAAUACUCGUAAUUAAAAAUAAAAUACCCCUAAAAAUGUGAAACUCCUAAUAGAACUCACAAACUCAACUAAUUCAAUAUAAGGAAAACUAAAAACCAAAAGCAAGAGGCCCCUGAUCAUCAUGCCACAAACACCACUAAUUAAAUUUCAAAAACAACAAACCCCACUUUAAAUUCUACUCAAUAUCAAUAAUGAACCAUUACUGGUUAGAGAUAGAUUCACUUUGCCUCAUGACCAACUUCCUAAUUUUUUAAGGGCUUAGAUGUUUUGGUAUGUUCAGUCCUAUUUAAAGGAUAUCUUUGAUUUAUUUUUUCCUUUCAAAUGAAAUCAUAUUUUUUAAUAUUAAUUACUUAAGUUAUACUAUAUAAAAUUUAGUUAAGUAAUUAAUCUUAAAAAAUAUUGUCUAAUUUGAAAGAAAUAAAUAAAUCAAAAAAAUUCUUUAAAUAGGACUGAACUUACCCAAACAUCUAAGCACUCAAAAAAUCAGCAAAUUGGCCAUGACGAUGAUGCAAAGCGAUUCCAUCUCUAACCAAUAAUGGUUCAUUAUAGAUUUAUUAUUGGUAUUGGGCAGAAGUUAAGAUUGAGUUUGUUAUUUUAAAGAUUUAAUUAGUGGUGUUUGUGUGAGUUUGUGGCAUGAUGAUCAGGAGUUUCUUGCUUUUGGUUUUUAGUUUUCCUUAUAUCGAAUCAGAUGAGUUUGUGAGUUCUAUUAGGGGUUUCACAUUUUUAUGGGUUUUUAUGGUUUCCCACUUUGCAGGAAUCUUUUUCAGAAAGGAAUGAUUAACAUGAAGCAAUAUCCUCGACUUGGGUUUGAUCCCCUCAACAAGAGCCUUGCAGCCGGGUCGCCUACAGUUUCGGAAGGUCAUCUUCCCACUCUGGAACAAGUUGUAAGGUGUAUCUAUCAUCUGAGAUCGCUAAAUUUGGUCACUGACGCUGAAUUGGCAGAUGGGAUAUAUCACCACCAUAAACUUGUUUCGAGACAUGCAAAGCCAGUAGCUGUUUUCUCGUGCUGGCUUGGGGGCACUGAUGGCCCAGACCCAGAUGCAGGCCCAGAUCAUCCAGAUGCAUGCCUAGAUUGCCCAAAAUGCAGGCUGGAAUGUAGGCACGAAUUGUCCAAAUGCAAGUUCAGAUGACGCUGACGUAUGUCCAGGUUGCCCAGGUGCAGACAGAAAUGCAGAACCAGAUCGCCCAUUUUCAGGCACAAACUUUUGACCGAAUUGUGGGGUUUUGUGCUGAAAUUUAGGUUCCACGUGCCUGGCCGUACAAUUGCAUUCGGAGCAAUACCGACAACAUCCGCGUCGUAGUAAAUUUUUUUGCACAACCAUCCUGCCCAAAACUCCCCAUACUUUGAUUUUGAUGAAGCUCAAUGUGCCGUAUGGGCAAAUCCCUCUUUUUGCCUUAUUCUUGACUACUUUUUAGACAUUAAUCAUCUUGGGUAUGAUCAUUUGGACUCUAUCCAUUGGUUCUAUAAUGAACCAUUAUUGGUUAUAGAUGGAUUCACUUUGCAUCAUCAUCAUGACCAACUUGUUGAUUUUUUG
This is a messenger RNA of Cuscuta europaea, 5095 nucleotides long. The record is from the annotation of a GenBank genome assembly. Lineage: Eukaryota; Viridiplantae; Streptophyta; Magnoliopsida; Solanales; Convolvulaceae.